AUGACUCCCUACUCGACGCAGCCGCAGCCACCGCUGCGCUCUGCUGCCAGCCAGACCUCGUGCCGCAUCUCGAGCAUUGCCGACUUCCAUCAGCUCAACAGCUUUGACUUUACCGAAUCGCCUGUUCAGGAACACCCCUCCAACCAGCCUGCUCACUUCAACAACAAUCCCAACAGGGCACAAACCGACGGCUACUACUACCAGGGCCCUCACGGUAGUGUGCGUCACCAGCAGUAUAGUGGCCCUCAGCGAGCAGCCAGCGAGGGGUACUACUACUUUCAUGGGCCGGCUCCCCAGCCUGUCCCGAGGCCAGCGAACAAUGGGCAUAGCUUUGUGAGCGCGCCCAUAGCCUGGGCUGGCUUCAAUGGAUAUACGGGAGCAUCUGGAUAUGCACCAGUCAGUACUCAGCCAGACCCGACACCUCAGAGACUCUGGCACCAUGGGCCGACCCCCGAAGAACCAGCCUGCCCCCCAGUUGACCUUACCACUGUUCUUGGCCCUUCUACGAAAGCAGACGAAGACUUUCUCGAAGACAAACCAUCCAGGCCAGAUUCGCCUCCUCCCCAGCCAGUUAGGAAGCAGUCAACUCUACCCCUCGCCGGACGUCCAGCCCCUCAGCCAAACUGGAAACCCUUCUCCAUGCGCUGGCCCUACCUCCUCUUCCUCAUCCUCCUCUCCCUGGGCUUCGCAGUCGGGGUCGAGAUCCUCUACCGCUCCGCCAGAAAGAAACCCCUUGUCACCUUUCACAGUCCCUCCGAUAUCCCCCCACUCGACUACUUCUGCGUCAAGUUCCUCCCCAUGAUCUCCGCCGUCACCUACGGUGUCCUCUGGCAAAUCACCACCUACGACGUGAUGCGUCUCGAAGCCUUCUACCAAAUGUCCAAGCCCGGCGGCGCCCUCGCCGCCGAGUCCAUCAAUGUGGAUUACAUUACCCAGUUUAACCUCCUCCGCCCCUUCCGCGCCCUCUGGCACAGGCAUUACGCCGUCGCGGUUGCGACCACCGCCGCGCUGUUUGCUAACACUUUGGUGCCUAUGUUGGGCGCGGCUUGCUUGCGUCUCACCCCCGACCGGGAAACACGCAUGAACAAUCCUGGCGUAGAAAAGUCGGUCCUCGUCCACCACGUCUGGUCGCGCCUGCUCAUUGUCGUGCUCUGCGUCAUCGCCUUCCUAGGCUGCAUCCUCUUCAUCCAGCUCACGACCCGCCGCUCCGGUUUGCUGGGUGACGUGAGAGGCAUCGCCGGCAUAGCCGCCAUGGCGACCGCCGCCCACAUCCUCAUGGACUUCCGCGACAUGGACGUCGCCACUCACCAGGACAUUCACAACCGCCUGAAACACCACCGCUACGUUUUGGUGAAUAGCUCCAUCGCCCCGGACGAUAACAACCCCCCUACGCAAAGGGAGCAGGACCGACACAACAAGGCCAACCAUCUCUCGCGCAACGCCCAGCCGAUGAUGCUGCGCAAGAUAGGCAUCUUCCCGUUUGUGGUGUUCCUCGUCGGCUUUACCGUCCUCCUGCCGGCAGUUCUCUUCGUCCCGCGCUUAAGGGUUUUGACCGAGUCCGUCCCCUGGCUGAUGACCGCGUUAGCAGUCAUCAUAAAAUUCAACUGGACCGCGCUAGAAACCGACGUCCGCAUGACUGAGCCGUAUUACAUCCUCUGGCGGCGGCAUGCGCCGCCUAAGACGCUGACGCUGGAUUACAAGGCCAUGCCGUUUGGCUUGGUGGCUGUGAAGGGGGCGAUGAACCGGCACUGGGUGGUGUUUUGCGUGGGGUUUGGAACCGUGCUGGCGGAGAUCUUGACGGUGUUGGUGACGAGCUUGGCGACGGUCGAAGGGAGGGUUUUCAUGAAUGCCUUGGUGAAGAAUGGGGAGUCCGGAGAAGAGGAGAAGAUUAAUGCCGGGCAGGAGACGGUGCCGUCGUUUUGGAUUUCGUUGGUGCUCGCGCUGGGGAUAUUGAUUUUUAUGGCGGUGACGGGGAUCGUGGUUUUUUUUAGACGGGGGAGGCAUGUAUUUUUGCCGAGGCAGCCGAAUACCAUUGCGUCGGUGCUGGCGUAUAUUCAUCAGAGUAAGAUGUUGGUGGAUUUUGAGGGGACCGCAAAAUUUAGUAACAGUGAGAUGGUUGAGUGGCUGGAGAGGAUUAAUAAGACGUAUGGCCUGGGAUGGUUUAUUGGGCGCGAUGGGCAGAGGCAUUGUGGUGUCGAUGAGGAGGAGUUGAAGAGUGGCUGGAAGAGGGGGUUUAAUUAUGCGGAUGCGACGAGGCCUUGGGAGGAUUCGGUUACUUGGUUGUAG
Molecule: messenger RNA, 2286 nt
Organism: Thermochaetoides thermophila DSM 1495
Lineage: Eukaryota; Fungi; Ascomycota; Sordariomycetes; Sordariales; Chaetomiaceae
Exons: 1
Coding region: 1-2286 (761 amino acids)
Source: RefSeq, a predicted model, not a curated record